AUGUAUUCAAGCCUGAAAGAUGUCAUCAUUGCUCAUCCUGUGCCAGAUGUGUGCUUAACAUGGAUCAUCACUGCCCUUGGAUAAAUAACUGUAUUGGAUUUUGGAAUAGAAAGCAUUUCCUAUUACUGCUUGUUUAUUAGAUUUAUGGACGGAGGAUGGAAGUGGAAUGAAGUUAUCAACCUGCUUACCUUAUUAGUCUUAAUCACUCUUGAUUGCUGUGUAGCUGUUCUUAUCACUAUUUUCUUGAAGUUUCAUAUCAAAUUGUUGAGUGAGAAUAAAACUACCCUUGAAAACUUGGAAGCGAAAGGAACCCCUUUUGUUAGUAGAUUUGAUAAAGGUUUCUAUCGCAAUAUCGAAUAAGUAUUUGGAAAUAAUAGAUUCCUGUGGCCUUUUCCACUAUAUUUGGAAAGUGGUAAACCUAUUGGUGAUGGAGUUUACUGGGAAAUAGAAAAAUUGAUAAAUGAAUAGCAACCUAAGUCAGAUAAGUUUGUUCAUGAUAAAAGUGAUAAUGAUGGAGACGAAACUGAUGGAUCAAGUUAAAAAGGCUAAACCUUCAACGGAAAUUAAAACACCUUGCAAAUAAAAUAUCCUCAGUAGCAAAUGAACAAGUCAGAUAGAGCAAAGUUCGAAGGCUAAAUUCAAGCUAAUAAUUCUCAACCAGUUAUUAUAAUGAAAGAUCCCUCAAAUAUUUUAGAAAUUCAUAAUCCACCUUAAAAUGUAACUUCUCAAUUAAAAGCUGUAAUCUCAGUAUCAAAUCAAAGACUUCAGAGAAAGUAACAUACGUCUGGAAAUCAUAUAAUGCAGAAAAAGUGA
Stylonychia lemnae is the source of this 813-nucleotide messenger RNA. NCBI's taxonomy places the organism in Eukaryota, Ciliophora, Spirotrichea, Sporadotrichida, Oxytrichidae. The record is from the annotation of a GenBank genome assembly.